AAAUACUCGUGCGACGAGGGAAACAAAAACAACGCCCUCCUCCUCCUGCGCUAGUUGCGAUGGUUGCGACGGGCCAAGCUGAAAUGGCACGGAAUUCGUAGCAUCGUCGAUGGAUGUUUGACACUACAACUCUGGAUGGAUCAAUGGAGCUGCGGGUGUGGCUGGAAGGUGGGCCACAGCGGGUGGUGUGUGGUGUAACUGAGGCCACCACAUGUCAGGAUGUGGUGUAUGCGCUGGCUCAGGCAACUGCACAGACCGGCCGAUUUGCUCUAGUUGAGCGCAGCCGUCGCUCCGAGCGCCCCUUGGCGCCCUCCGAUCGGCCGUUGCGGCUGCUUGCCCGCUGGGGACGCUGUGCAUCAGAUGUCCACUUCCUGCUGAGACGGUGCGGUCCCGCAGUGUCCAAGGCUGGCACGCCACGAGGCAGUGCAGCUGUGCAGGCAUCAUCGCCCCCGCUGGACAGGGUAUCGCAUAGGCCACGGCGGCCACCGCCGUACGAUGAGGCAGUCACGCGUCUUGCGGCUGGCACGCACCACUUGUUGCCUCCUCGAGGGGAGCCACCACUUCAAGGCCUGGGUGACUCACCCAGUAAGCAGCCACCCGACGACUACUCUGAACUGCUCAGGGUGGUCAGCCUACAGAGGGAGCGCCUGCACAAGAUCCAUGAGGAAUUGGCCCAGAAGGACGCCGAGCUGUGUACGUGGGAAGAGGCCAGCCCUCCCCUGGAAGAGCAGCUGCACCUUUCGCGGCAGGAAGAGCGCACGCUGCACUCCGAGUUGACCCUGGCACGCUCGCAGCUGGCCACCUGUGAGGCACGCCUGCUACAGUGCCGUCAGCGCCUGUGCCAGCUGGGACAUGAGCUUGCGGAGGAGAAGCGGUGUCAAGGUGGUGAAGAAGAAGACCUGUCGGAGCAGCUGUCCGAGCGUCGGCGCAUGGUAGCUCAGCUGAGUGAGGAGCUGCGCGAGGCCAACCUGGAGGCCCUGGCUUUGGCCGACGCCGACCACAAGCAUUGGCUGGAGGCCUCUGGCGGGUUUUUCAAUCGUCCAGGGAGCACACGCAAGAUCAUUGGAUCUCCACGACAGCUCGAAAGUGCAGUGCCUACCAGCAAGAAUCCAAACGGUGUCUGGGUCUGACUGAAGUCUGCAGCAGUGCCUGCUGCAACCAAGAGCACUGCUGCACUCUGCUAGGACAAAAUGUGUGAUGGCUUUCGGGUAUCCUGCAAGCCAAGCAUGAAGGCUGUGUUCCAGUGAAAAU
Molecule: messenger RNA, 1251 nt
Organism: Rhipicephalus sanguineus (brown dog tick)
Lineage: Eukaryota; Metazoa; Arthropoda; Arachnida; Ixodida; Ixodidae
Gene: RASSF8
Product: ras association domain-containing protein 8
Exons: 6
Coding region: 114-1130 (338 amino acids)
Biological process (GO): signal transduction
Source: RefSeq, a predicted model, not a curated record